AUGGACCAUCCUGCCUUGAACCACUGCCGUCUUGAUGAGUCUCCAAUUGUUUCUGUUUUCUCUGACUACAAAUAUUCCCACAAUGGAUUCCGGAGCAGCCUGGAUCUCAUAGUAGACAUCCCGACGGCUCAGGCCCUGAUCGCAAGUGGAAAAAUUCAGGAAACUGGCUGGAUUUUCCAACAUUUAAUUUCCCAGCUGAUUACUAUGAUUAAGAGCCCAUCUGGCACAGCCCGUUUGCAAGGAAGCCAGGAAAGCCCUUUCUAUUAGAUCUUGGAAACUCAGACUGUGCCUUGUACUGCCUGGCUAGGACAAGCUUCUGGAGGUUCCAUUUAUCCAGAGGCAGAAUGGACCCUCUUCCUUGCUACUAAAAUUGUUGCCAGUUUCAACAAAGAGACUAAACUACCUAAGGAAACAAUGUUUCCUCUUACAAGGUACAAUCUUGGCUCCUCCGCCAUGGGUUGGGGGGGGGGGGGUGGUGGCGUUCUUGGAAAUGUACUCCAGAGACUUUCUUAUUUAACCAGGAUUCAAACUGCAUUGCUACAUAAUUCCUCCUGCUGAGGCCCUAUGAAAGGAAUGAGUUGGGACAGAUACAGCAAGAUAGUAGGAUAAAUUUCGCCCAUUCUUCUGGCUAUACUACACAGGAGUGAACUUGAUUUCAACAAGAUGACCCAAUUCUUAGCAUGCUUUUCUACCCACUUUCACCCAUAACGCUUCCAAGUCACUGUCUGAUUCAAGAUGUGCAGAGAAACAAAAUGGAAAAAAAGACAAAUUGGCCAGUAAAAAGUAAGAUGACAUUUAAAAUAGUUUGCAAGUUAAUGGGGGGAAAGGGGUAUUUUGUUUAAAAAACAAAAAUAAAAACAAAAAAAAACCCCCGUGAUUAAACCUUGGGGUGGCAUAGCACAUCACUAUCCUUUUGUGGUUUUGAGUGUAUUUUAUUCAUGCACUGGAAGUAGAUAUUCGUCAUACUGUUAAUAAUUGUUCUACUAAAUUGUACUCAACAGUGUGCAUCUCUGUAACCUUGUUUACUAUUUUCUUCCUGUACUUUUUUCUUAAGCUCAUUUCUGAGGGGUGGUUGGUUCACAUAAGCUUUCAAUUUUUAAAUAACACACACAAUCCGUUUUUUUUCACUAGGCAUCUUUGCUCAAAGUGGGGAAGAAUCAGAUUGUGAUUGUGGUGUAAAUCAGUCAGUCCUUUUCUUCCCUUUACAAGAAAAGCUGUGGGUAAUAGAAAAGAGAACUGGAGGAAAUAAAAAUUCUACGGAGGCUUUUAUGAAUUCAGUCAUUAGAGUCAGAAGAGCUAGCUAGCUCCAUGGAGUGAGGGAAAGAGAAGAAAAUGCAAUUUUUUUUUUCUUUUAAAGAGCUGUUACUUUAAGCCUCUCUAGUAUCCCCCUUCUCUUCCAUCCAGUAUCCUGGUCCCACCCAGGCCUACUGAGAAUCCAGGGCUGGGGCACUUCAGAAGCUGGAAGGGGAGUGAGAGAGAGGCUGUGGGUUAGCCUUGCCUGGUCAUCAGGAGAGGUCCAGGCAGAAAGGCUGCCUAGAGAGCCUCACUCUGACCUCUCUGAAACCACAUCAGAGAACCUCCAAAAUGGUAUCAGUCAUCCUGAAACUUGAUCGGUAAAGAAUUUUCAGCUUAAUCUUAAGAAAAAAUAAAAUACUUAAUCUUAUUGGGAUCUUUUGAGGCAGGAAAAUCUGAUGAGAAGUAAACAUUCCCUAUAUUCCUAUGCCUUGGGUAUGCUCCUGGAAACACUGGAGGGAUUGUUUGCCAAAAAGUCUUGGCAGUGUUCAAGGAUGGCUGGCCAAGUCAUAAGAGAAGGAAGAGAAGAGGUUUAUGUGGUACUGAGUCCAGCAUUGUGUGUAAAACACAGGUUUCAAUGUAAAGAAAUCUGUUGCACAAAACCCUUGGAAAACAUAGCAUCAUCUCUUUUCUGUACUACCCCCCCAACAAGUACCCUGUUCCUCCAAAAAAAUUUUUUUAGAAAAUAAGGAAAAAAUAGGCGGGAAUCAACAUGACCUUAAGGAAGCGAAUCCCUUUGUUUUAAUUUUCUUUUCCUUUUGCUUUUACAUUUAAGAGUUAAGACGACGUUUCAGCAGAGAAUUGCGGAGAAGGGUAAAGGGAAAUCAAUAAAGUUAUUCUGUGACUUUUCCCAGGAGGGAGCUGGGUUAAUCGAGAACGGCCUGCUUGGCUAUAUAUCAAGUCCGAAGAGAGAGCAGGAGUUGAUUUUGAAACAGAUUUCCCAGCUAAACUGAAGGAGAUAUAUGUAAAUAUACAUGUAUGAACAUACAUUCAUGUGUAAUUUUUACAUGAGUGGUGUGUGUCUGCAUGUGUCCUAUUAUAUACAUUCUAAUGUAUAUGAACAGGAUAUAUGACGUGCACACACAUUUAAAAAGUAGAUGAGAAAAUUCCUUUAGGUCAUUAAUGAUAUUGGACAAAAAUUCCUCCAACAGUAGUUUCUAGAUAUUGAUCUAGGAUCCUUUUACACUUUAUAAGUUUCUCUAAUAAGUCCUUUGGCUCCCAUAGAAGGAAUUUGAUGUAAUAAAGCCUAAAGUGACAGAUGAAGGGAUGGAAAUCAGAUUUCCUGACCCAAGGCCAGUGGAAGUGUCUUUGAGGAUGAGGAAGCUUCUGAAGAGUCUCUCUGGGUAAUUCAUGUGGUUACUUUCUCUAGUGACUACAGAAAUUUCUAGCGGGUCUAUAGAGCUUCUGGAAGCCAAGUUGGCCAGGGCACUACUUGAUUCCAUUGGGUCAUAGUACCACAUUCUCCUGUCCACUGGAAGCAGCAGUGGUUUCUUCUGGACAGACUUGGACAACACAGUUGGGUUGGAAGCAGGAUACCUGAGUGUCAGUCCUGAUGUCAUCUUCCCAUUGUGAUCUUGAGUGAGUUAGCUAUCCUUUCUGGAUAUCAGUUUCCUUUUUUAUAAAAUAGGAUGAAUAAUUCUUGCUCCUUCCAAACAACUUCCUUAUUGCCCAAGAAUCUUGUCCGCAAUUCUUUGUGCCACUCAAUGCUCAGAUUUUGGAGACCACUAAAGGGUUAUCUCCUUUCCAUGACCAAUCUACUGGGAUUAAUCCCACCAUUCUGAAGCCCUUCACAUUUUUCUUCUCUCAUUUUGGAUGUUCAGAUUCUGAAUUGUUUUUAACAUCAGCGAAGAUGCUCUAUUUUCUUUCUUUCUUUUUUAAAGAUACUAUUUGUUUAUUUUGGGGAGGAAGAGAGAGAUCAUGAGCAGGAGGAGAGGGAGAGUGAGACUAUCUCAAGCAGACUCCCCACUGAGCCCGGAGCCCAGUGUUGGGCUUAAUCUCAUCACCCAGAAACCAUGACAACAGCCAAAAUCAAGAGUCGGUUGCUUAACCAACUAAGCCACACAAGCACUCCUCUAUUUUCUAAAUCUAAAUGCCAUAUGUAUUGUAACUGUUAAGAAAAUACUUUUGUAAGAGAAUGGAAUCUAGACAGACAGAGAGGGACUGUGUGGAGUUCUGGAAUUUCCCUGGAGGAAAUUUCAUAGUGUAUCUAGUCUAACCCUCUGUUUUACAUCUGAGGAAGCUAAUGAUCUGAGAAGUAAAAUGUAUUGUCCAAGGUUACUGUGACAGAAUUAAGUGGAGAACCCAUGUCUCUUUAACUUUAAGUUCUGUAUUCUUUCCAUUGGUUCAUGUGUCUUGAGACCACUAUAAUUAGAAAUCGUACCUGAGGGGUGCCAGAAAGAAGGAAAGAAAAGGAAAGGAAAGAAAGUAAGUAAGUAAGAAAGAAAGAACUUGAAGGUAAGUAAGCAGACCAGAUAAAGAUAUCUCAACCUUUGGUUUUCUCCAGGGUCAGAUUCUAACUCUUUGUGCGUAACCUGACCAACGUGGCUUUAGCAUCCUCAUGAAAGAUGAAGGCUUCCUGGUUGCCAGAGCCUCUUCUUUUUGUCCCUUCCUGUCCCUUAAGCCCCAGCCCAGAAUCUGGAUCUAAUUGAAUUCCUAUUUUUUUUAAAAGAUUUUAUUAAUUUAUUUGACAGAGAAAGAGAUAGCAAGUAGGCAGAGAGGCAGGCAGAGAGAGAGAUGGGGAAGCAGGCUCCCCGCCGAGCAGAGAGCCCAAUGUGGGGCUUGAUUCCAGGACCCUGAAAUCAUGACCUGAGCCGAAGGCAGAGAGGUUUAACCCACUGAGCCACUCAGGUGCCCCGAAUUCCUAUUUUUUCAUGUCUAUUUUGGACAUGGUUGCAUUUGCCCCAUAUUUCAUAGCUCUUAAAUUCUAUCUUUGAGUUGACUUUACCCAUUUCUUAUUCAACAUUUACUGGGAGUUUACCUUGUGCCAGUCAUGUGCAGUUGGCUGGAGAUACAGAGCCAUAUCUCACAGUGUUACAUGUCCUGUGUGAGAUAUGUUCCCAUCAGAUAUGCUGGGGGUGCUGGGGAGGGAGAUUCUGGGAUCAUCCAAGGAAUCCAAGAAGCCAAUUAUCCAGUGAUAAUUGCCUUUACUCUCUCAUCCCCUUCCUUAUGAGGGCAGGCAAGUUAAUUUUAGAUGAUGAUCUUUUCCAGGGAUUUUUCUGCCUUGUUUUCAACAAAAGAGAAGCCAUGUGUAGGAUUUUUCCUUUACCUCCAUGUCCCCCCCAGGGUUAGAUAGUCUCACCAUGAGUUCUCUGAACAAAGCGGGUUUCCCAGUACUUCAGUCAAUUCUUAGGGGGUUGCAGAAAGCAGGUCCUGGGGGCCCAGAGAUAUGUGCAAAUGCAGACUAGUUGUGGGGAAGAUAUUGUCCUCCCAUCAUUUCCUCCACAACUUUAAUUUUUCAAUCAAUUUUCUUUGUCUUCUUUGGUUUUAAAGACAUCGACAAGUUGACACCUAGAUGUUCCCUAGAAACACCCAAAGCUCUGUUCACAUUUUAUAACAGGACACUAGCCAGAUUUUGUUUGUUUUGUUUCGUUUUCAAAGUUCUUCUCCUCCUUCCUUACCUUAGAAUUUUCCUCACUUUUCCAUCAAAUUUAAGACAUGGAUUAAAGACAUGAGACAUAAGACAGAUUAAACUCAUGGCAGAGGAGGAAGAUCAUCAGUUAAAGAUUGCUUGCCUCUGUAUGAUCACCUAUUGGUCUGUUACAUAGCACUGUGACCUAGAUUAGUAUUAAGUUCCCAGAAGAGUACAGGUGCCACAACAAUGUAUAAAGCACCUAUUAUGUGGCAGGCUUGAUGGCAGCCAGAGUAAGAUCACAAUCAGUGCCUCUCUGUGUAGUGCACGGGAAGUAUCUGCAGAGCUGAGAGACCCGUGGGCCCAUAAAUUCAACAAUUUUCCAGACUUGGGCCAGGUAGUCAGAAUAUCACAGUGAAUCUUGGAAGACUUAAGUAUGCCAGAAAAUUCACUUAACCUCCCCUCAUUUGGGAGUGCGGGGUGGUUGCCAACAACAGUUGGUUUGCUCUGUACCUGCCUGGGUUGGAGCCUACAGUCCAACAUUUCAGAAGGGCAAAGCAGGAGACCCCAGAAGGCUGGCCUGGCUCCCUCUGACAUAGUUCCCUGUGGUCUUCGUGUCAUUGCUAUUUGCUGCAUGGAGAGACUCUUUGAUGCGUGUUGAACGUGCCACACUUAAACUCUCUGAGGUAGCAGUUUCUACCUUUAAAAUAUGCCUUGAUGUCUCCCCAGAGUGCUCCCUGCUCAUCCCUAUUCAUCUGUCUCUGUUUGAAUCUUAGCAGGAAUUCUGAUGCUACCAAGGCCCCUUGGUCCCUGAAAUGUAUCUCAAACUAUGUUUUGGUGUUCUUUUAAUUUUAUUAAUUCUGCACACUCAGUGCUUUUGAAAAUCAUCUAUUUCACAAAAGCUCAAGUAAAUUUAAUCGUAUCUUUUUGAACCCCUUCCUUACUGUGCUGCCAUUAGUUAAUAAUGGGGGAGACCAAAAGGCACGGGGUCUGAUUAUUAUUAACGAUACCUCAGAGUCGCACAUACUCACUCCCAGUGAACUCUCGGCAGUUCAUACACAUUAGCUCAUUUUUCCUCACAACAGCUGGGCUGGGAGACCUAGAUUCUAUUCUUGGUGCUCUAACAACCUUCUUGGGAAAGGUAUUUAGCCACUAAUUGCCUCAGUUCCCAACUAUGAAAAGGGAAUAAUGAUAUGAGGAUAUUUGCUUUUCCUUCUCCUUCUCCUAAACCUUUAGAACCUAAAGAGAAAAAAACAAAAAACAAAAAACAAAACAAAAACCCUGAAGAGACAAAGUCUAAAAGAGAAGGAGGAGUGUGUCUUGACUUUAUGUCCAUAAUGAAAAGGUGAGAUACAGUCCUAGGAGCAUGACUAGAAUCCUUGAAAUCUGAAUUGUGAUUCACUCUCUGCUUACGGAUGGACCAUCGCCUUUGAUACCUCUCUCCUUUAUAUUGGAAAACACUGAGAGAUCCACAGCUGGUGAAUAUUAUACAAGGGGCCCAAUCAUCUACAGAGCAUGAACGGAGUCCGCAAAGAUGUCUCUAGGAAGCAUGGCAUCGAUAAGACUGGAUUUCAGAUGAGAACACUCUUGGCUUCCAAAGCCUUCCUCUUCCCCCGCCUCUCUCCUUUCCCUCACAACCUCCAGGCUUUGUAGCGAUUUCAGAAAUAUAUACCGGUAACUCCAGCCCAAGUCACUGGCCUAUAUCUUUGGUCUCAUAUCAUCUCUAGACUCUUGGCCUGGCAAUCUCAGUCUUCAAAAGUUCCAGGGGCCGAAAUAUGCCUCUUUGUUUGCCAGCCUAAAUCUAAUGACUGAAAGGCAGAGAACCUAGACCAAAAUAGAACUUGGCUCUUAGAAGACACGUGUCAGCCAAGAAUAAUGCUUUUUAUAAUGGCAGGCUCAGUUCUGUUAGUGCACAGGUAACAGGGAUCUCACCCUUUAGAAGGGGCUUGAUUUUCUCUAUUUUUCUCUCUCAGUUUACCCAUUGUUACGUAGGAGCAAGAGCUUCUCUCUUUUACCUGUAGAGGCUCAAAAGGCUACUGAAAUGUACUACUUGCCAAUUGGUAAAGUCAUAUGGAAUGAAACAUAGAUUACCUUCCCAAGAGCUUCCCAAACAACAUGGCCCCAUCACAUAAACUCCAGACCUUGCAUAGAGUUAAUCUGGAUGCCAAGAAGAGUCCUCUGAAGCUCCCCCAAUGAGGCAAUGGAAUUAUUUUAUAUAUUCAUAUCAAAAAUAUUAUUUUAAAUAUAUAUGCUAAAGACUUCUCUCACCAUUGAUUUUCCCUAAUAUUCUAAAAGGCUAAGGAAAAAAAAAUUUUUUUUAACUAGGCAUAAAUUCAAGUAUUUAGCCUGAUAUUACUUAAACUGACACUUGGAACUCUAAGGGAUUUGGGGUCUAAAAUCUGCCAAAUGACUUCUUUUGAGACCACUUGAGCUAGACUGCUGGUACCAAACACUGCUCCCUACUGGUUCAAAGUCUCGUUGCUUCAGGGAAAUGACUUUGCUGAUACAUGCAUAAGGCAGCUUCCUCCUCCUCCUUGUCCUGGGAAUAUUUUUGCCAAUUAAUGAGGGACUCUUGCUAAUGGAGUUGAGAUACAGUUCACAUCUAAAGUAUGUUUAGAGUUUAAGGGCACGUCCAGCUCUCCCUUGAGGGUUGCCAUCAGCCCCCUAAGGGGAUGCAUCUUUUUUUUUUUUUUUAAGAUUUUUAUUUAUUUAUUGAGAGAGAGUCAGUGAGAGAGAGCAUGAGCGAGGCGAAGGUCAGAGGGAGAAGCAGACUCCCCGUGGAGCUGGGAGCCCGAUGCGGGACUCCAUCCCGGGACUCCGGGAUCAUGACCUGAGCCGAAGGCAGUCGUCCAACCAACUGAGCCACCCAGGCAUCCCAAGGGGAUGCAUCUUUAGAAACUUAAGAGGAGUUGAAAUUCUAAAAGUGCAUUAUUGCUUGUGGAAGGACAGACUGAACACUGUCACGUUCCCCCUGCCCUCCCCUAGCCAGAGAUGGGAGUUGCCCAGAUGAAGACGAGGACGGAAGCUAGCCUGCAGAGCAUAUCACUUAUACAUACUUAAAUAUUCUUCCCUUAGGCAAAGUAAGCAUGUGUCUAACCUUUUUUUCACAAUACAUAUUAUGAAACUCUGGAGCCUUGAGGUCCUAUGGUCACGAACCAUUUCGAGCUUCUCAGCCUCAUUUUCUGAAAUGAGGGCAUCUGAGCUGGGUUGCUUAUCUCAGAUCUGGACUUACCCACACACUUUAAAGUGCAAGAGAUCUCCCUCCCUGCAUGUAGCCCAGAAUAGUCCUCACAGCCACGUCAUCUUGGACACUUUAUCACUUGAUAUUACCUCCUAAUCCACAGAUCAGGGAGAUUUUAGACAGAAUUCGUCUGGCUUCAAACAGAAACAGAUGACUGCAGAACAUUUAGAAUGAGUUUAACAGACCAAUUUGCCAUUUUUCAGAAACACAAAUAAACAUGGCUCUACGUGGGACCUCAGCCAGAGUAGAGUCUUUGCAAAUAAGACUGUAAUUUGCCCUUUAUUAAAUGUUACUUUUUAAAAAAAUAAAUAAAUAGAUUUUAUUUAUUUAUUUGACAGAGAGAGAGAGAGAGAGAGAGAUCACAAGCAGGCAGAGAGGCAGGCAGAGAGAGAGGGGAGAAGCAGGCUCCCCGCUGAGCAGAGAGCCUGAUAUAGGGCUUGAUCCCAGGACCCUGAAAUCAUGACCUGAGCCGAAGGCAGAGGCUUAACACACUGAGCCACCCAGAUGCCCCAAAUAUUACUUUUUAAAGUAACAAGAAAAAAGAUUUUAUUUAUUCAUUUGAGAGACAGAGAGAUAGUGAAAGACAGCAUGGGUGGGGGUUGGGGAGAGGGAAAAGCAGGCUCCCCACUGAGCAGAGAGCCACAUGUAGGACUCGGUACCAGGAUCCCGGGAUCAUGACUGAGCCACCCACAUGCCUUAAAUGUUACUCUUAUGUGGCAUUAGACUAAGCAUCAUUCCAAAGGUUAUUUAGACAUGAACUUGGCUCUCUCAAAACGUUACGACCAAAGCCACAUCAGCAUACAAGUUUAUUAAAAAUCUUUUGCUGCCCGCAGAUACUGUGCUAUAUACCAGAAACAAAAGUGACCACGUGACAACCCCUGUCUCUAUUCACCUUGUAUUAUGGGGAUAGAGACCGCAUAGUCUAUGGAUAGUGCCAACACCAGGGCCCCCUUCCUCUCCUCCAGCUAAGGGAGUAACACUACCUAGCACAGGGCCUGACAUACAGUCAAGUACUAAAUAAAUAAUUAUUGGCCAAAAUGAGCUCAAUGAAAAGAAUGAAUAAAUGUUACGGUAGAUUAAGUACAGAGUGCUGUGGAAAAUACAUCAAAAGAGAAACUAGACUAGUUCGAGGGGAUGAACUGUAGAAAUUGUUAGUUACACUGAGACAAGAGUCAAAGAGUCAAAUGUUGCAGAGGAAAGUCCAGGCUGGUGGUGUUAGACCUGGUUCAAGUCCUAGCAGUGCCAUCAAGAGUUGGGCCAUUCUAGCUAUGUCAUAUCUUACUUCCUCCCUCUGUAAAACACUGGUGAUGGCUUUGGGAGACUAAAUUAGAUAUUAUUUAUCUAUAAACCUCUGUCGCAAAGAAGAACAUCAAUAAUGGCUAUUGGAGGAGUAACAGAGAACAGAACUGCAGUGCUCAAGUAAUGAGUCCCUAAGUCGUGAGGUUAAGAGCACAAACGUUUGAGGGAUGGAUGGCAAUGAUGAACUUCAAGUUCGUGGUGGCGGCUAGGAGAGGUGUCACAGAACUUCUCAGCUUCUAAGCCUAGAUAAGGCGGGGGAAGGGCAGGUAGGUGACUUACGGGAUUUGUCUUCCUCUUCCAAUCCAUCCCCGAAGGCUUUCAUAUUCACAUUUUAACUGUAGACCUAUGUGGGCCUUGCCUGUCGCUGUUCACGGUGGGGCAUAUACCAUUUCAGAUAAUUAAUAAUCUGAGGAUAUUGUGAUGUAUGGAAACUCGAUGCAGAUUAUAUAUGUGUUUGUGUUUAUAUACAUAUGCAUAGAAAUACAUAAUAAAAAUGUAACCUUUUCCCCCAUAAGUUCUUAUAAAAAUUAGCUUCUGUUGCUUAUAUCUUAAAUGUCCACAAAUGUUCCUGACCCCUUCCUUCGGUUCUUCCUUCCCCGCAUGUCCAUUAGGAACUUUCCCACUACGUUCGUGUAGUUAGAUCAGUACACACACACACACACACACACACACACACGUGCAUGCAUCCACACACCUGUUCUCUACUAGCUUCAGCUUUUUUUUUAGGUGAGCUUUGGGAUAUGCCCUGAGUUGAACUGGAUUGUCAGCUCUGUUAAUAGGGGAGGAUCAAGGAGGAGACGACGUGAGCCACUGACUUUUGGGUUUUCAGUCCCUGACACGAGCUGCGACUCCAAGGACAUGGCAAAACCAAAAAAUGUCAAACCAGAAAGUGCGGGAGACCAAAGAAAGGGGAUGGCGGGGGCCAAAGAUGAAGGAAGGCACCGGGCGUAAAAACAUUUUAGACAUAAAAAUUGGGGGAGGGGAGAACUAGAGGUGGUUCCGAUGAUGGUGGGGGAGGGAAAGCCAUUGGUGGGGCCUUUGAAAUUGUGCCAGGAACCAAGAGCCAGGGGCAGUGGCAGAGGGGAAGGCCAGGUAGGACAAUUAAAACGGAAAUCUGGCUCCUUCCAGCGCAGCAUGAAACAGGGCUACAGAAUUUGCUGCAGUGGGAGGUGGGGCCAGUCUGGCACAGUCUGUGCGUUUGAAAGGAGCAGGGCGGGUUGGGGAAUGCCAGUCAGCCUUUGUAGUUCUGAGCUCAGAGAGGGGGUGACAAACACUGGGCUUCAGGUCAGAAGCCUGGCCUGGGUGGCUUUUGGAGAAAAUUUCCCUCUGCUCCCAGACUCUUAAAAUCCUCUCAUCACACCACUGGCCUCCAGUCACAGCAUAAACACGUGUCCUGGAGAUGGCCCUCCAGCAGAGGUUUCGGCCGUGGUACCUGUUGGCUGACUGAUGGGAUCCUUCUCCUGUCCUCCUCCCUAGACAUCCUGACGGGGGCUGAAUACAGUUUUUUUGCAUAUUUCCCUUUACCCUUCCCACAUGCUUCCCAUCUCCCAGACUCCUAGGGUUAAUCCCCAGGACAACCUUGCUUUGAAAGAAAAAAUGUGGUGAGCCUCCUAGAAGAUUUGGAUCUCAGAAGCCUCUGUCUGUCCUGCUUCAGCCAGACACCAGACAGCGGGCUCAAGGAGAUGGACACUGACAGAGAAAGAAGCAGUAAGUUUUUGUUGUUUGUUUCUGAGGCAUAGUUGCUCUCCAGAAUUAAGGCCCCUGAAGGCAUGAGGCUUUCUUUUCUUUAUUUUUUCCGCCUUUCCUCUUCGUUUCUUUUUCUUUUCUUUCUUUCUCAGCAGAAGUAAAUACUAUCCCGUUCCCAUCCUGGGGCUGAUUCAGAAAAGCAAUUGAAUUAGAAAGCGUUUCUUCAUUGAUGUUCGUAUCUGGGGUUAAAAAUAUCUGAAGUUGAUUUGUGCGUGCCUAUUCUCAACACUGUAAUAUUUUAAAAUGUAUCUGCAUUUGUUAAAGUAAUUUGUACUGAUUGUUCUUCUCCAGAAUAAAUACUAUCUAUCUGGCUGAUUGAUUGUAAUUAUGAUGAAUUUGUCCCGGCACUUGCAUGGAUGUCUUCUUUGAGGAUUUUUGUGCAUCUUUGCUGCUCAUCAAAGGGAAGGCUAGAAGGACUUUGGAAGGAGGGUGUGGUCGGGCUGAUUCAGCUUCCUUCCCGGCCCAUCCCUGACUCCUUCCCUCUGCUCCUCCCUCUCCCCAUCUCCUACCCUGGCUCCUCAGAUCCCUCCUGAGCCAGCUGUCAGUGAAACGGCAUUUACCUUUCAUUUCGUAUCACCUGUGUUAGACUCAGGCAGGUAGGACACCACUCCCCACAAUCAAAUUCAUUACAUUUGUAAUCUCAGCAUUUUUUCAGACCAAGGCGGAGGAGACCAGACUGUUACUUCCACUCCUUAAGCUUCUCUUCUCCUGGGAUUAUUAGCCAAGAUAGUAAUAACAAUAGUAAUACUGUAUUUAGAAACUCUCAGGCACACUUGAUCUCUGAGAGUCGUACAGAUGUUAACUAAUUAAUCCGUGCAAGAGAGGUAAAUAUUAUUAACCAUGAUGGAAUAUACCUAUGUAUAUGCUAAGGACAGCAAAAUAGUUCACUUAUUUAUCACGGUUCACUUGCUAUAGUCACUGGUAUUUUUAAAACACCCAUCAUAGAUACAAUAAUUAGAGAUGUGCUUUUGUUAACAAAACCACUACCCACUUCUAGCGUACCCUUGGGUACUAAGUAAUUACCCACUUUGUGUGGUUAUCUAGCUCACUAAUUACCCACAGAAAUUGGGGUCAGGUGUUAACUGCUUGAAAUAAGUAUCCUCCAAAGACAUCGCUGAGUUGUAUAGAGAAAAUGAUGUGUUCAGAGCAAAACUUUCAUAACUCAUAUAUUUGUAUAUCUUCGUAAGCGGAGCGAAUACCGACCGGGGCAGAUCGGCUCAGCACGUGAAAAUCAUGCUGAACUGUUGUGGCGAUGGCAGGGAGGUUUUGGAGAGUCUGGGGACAUUUCAUCCUCUGUUGACCUUUCCUUUCUGAAGAUGAGUGGAAGGACAGGGGUCCCAUAAUCUGCCCUUCAUAUGCACGCACACUAAGACAAUUGGUGAGUCUGGUUAGGAGUGAUUCAUUUUGGCGGUACAGGGAGGCACCCAGUGAGUCAAAGAUUUUUUUUUUUUUUUUGACAGCUCCACCCAUUAUGAGUAUACUAGCAUGUUUCUUUUUUUCUCAUCAGUCUAGUGCAAACACACUAUUAGCCAAACCUGAAAAAGAUUUUAACCCAGUCCCCAAGCCUGCCAACCAUCUCUUUCUCCUUCCCAAUAAUGACAAAAAGAAAGAAAGAAAGAAAGAAAGAAAGAGAGAAAAGGAAAGUAUUAAAGGGAAUCCAGCACUAUGAUUUUAAGUCUCUUUUUGCCUGGAUAUCUUCUCCCUCCCCCUCCCUCCCCCUCCCUCCCCUUCCCUCCUCUUCCCUCCCCUCCCGGUCCCUUCCUCUCCUCUCUUCUCCUUUCCCUUCUUCCUCUCUCUGUGUCUCCUCAUUUGUGUUUUUCCUUCUCCUUUUCCUUGGCCUCCAGCUGUGCUUCUGCAGGUCUCCCGGUGAGAGACAAAGCAUAGUGUCUGAACUGAGCACAAAGAAGCUACCUUUAAAAAACAUCGACUUGGGGGAAACCUGCCUCCUCAGAUACCUCCCUCCCUUUCUUGCUAUUUACAGAACUCAGCCUUACACUUCACACAGGCCCAUUGUCUGCGUGAUUCUAGCCAGGAAAAUCAGGUGAAGAUGGCCAUAUACCCACUGUGUGUAUAGAUAGGUAGAGACCCCAAUUAUCAGGAGCUACCUGUUUUCCGGGAUCAUCGUGUAGCCGAGCUUUGAAAACGCACGCCCACAGACAUGAUGGGAGAGGCUCCCCUGUUCAAGUCAGGAUGUCUUUCAUUUUUAUCUUGUGCCACUUUUUUUUGUCAUCGGAAUGAUUACUUAUCAUUAUCAAGGGGCUUUAGGCUGAUCAAUGGAGUGUGUAUGUAUCUGAUGGACAUUUGAGGAGAAACCCUUCAGAAAGAAGGAAAAUGUCUGCAGUGGAAGUCGAGGGUUAGUAUGAGCUACAGUGACUGAUGAGUUCAUUUCAAAAUCCACGGGCACGUAAGUGGUAAAUUAGUACAUACAGCAAACAGAGUCAGCAAGCAAAGCCUCCCGUUGAAAGGAAAGAGACUUUGAGCAUUGUAGUCAUCUCACGCCUGAAGAGAGUGCCUAUUUUAAAUAUAGAUUCGAAUCCCUGCCCUUUUAUCCCUCUACAUGCCGAUUUCAAAGAAGUAUUUGGGCACUGUUGACUUUCCAUCCGUGAAGAAAACCCACCAAGAUGCAGGAAACGUACACAUGCACUCCAACAUGCUUAGGUGUUUUAGAUGCUCGUGGGAUGCGGAACAAUUAGGCAGAGAACUGCACUGUGGUCUCUCUUCGUCACUCCUCCCCCCACACACACACUUUUUUUCCCCUCCCUUCUAGAAAGCGUGAUACCUGAUCUCUGGGUCUAGCAGGCUGAGGAUUUUUCUGUAUUUGUAUAAUACAAUGUCUGGCCUUCCCCCUGACCUGCUGGUGUAUUUUUGGUCUCAUUAGUAGUCAGAAAGAUGCUUUCGUGUAUCCGGGGCUGCGAGUCAGGGUGAGACAUACAACGGAGAGAGGGAGUGAGCGCGAGAGGAUAUUAGAAGGGAGGCUUGUCUCCAAGAUAUGGAAGGAAGUGGGAAAUGACAGGACGGCAAGCUUUGUAUGGAGGGGCCUGGCAGGGCGGGGGAGCGGCGGGGAGAGCCAAGUGGAUUCUCAGAAAAGGAGGGAAGCCGUGGAAGAGCGAAAGGUGAUUAGAGGGGGAUAUUGAUUCCUUAUUCUGCCAGAGAUUGCAGCAAGCAUGCGAGGAAUCUGCACCAUGGUUGGCAAAAGGAGACCCUGUAACCAGACACUCAGGCUUUCCAGGAGCCCAGGGAGAGAGCGGAGAAGAAAGGGGGCAGUGUGGUCUAGGAAAAUUCAACUUGUCGCUGAUUUGUGCCUGAUGCUUGCUGUCCGUCAGCAGCCUCCCUUACAAUCUUUUUUUCUCUCUCUCUCCCUUUUUUUCUUGCCUUCUCCUUCUUCACUGAAGCCUAGGGGAGCCAGCAAAGAUUAAAUGUGCUUUCUCAAAGGCAGCCACUUCAUGCUGCUAUGUCGAAAGGGCCAUUAUUAUUAUUAUUUUUAAUAGUAAAAGAAAACGGGAGAGAGAGGCUGAGACAGAGAGAAGCAAGGUAGGCUGAUGACGGACUAGCUUUUCUGGGAGGAAAAGGAAAGUGAGGGAGAAAGGAGAAAUCCUGAACUGAACCGGACGAUCGUGCCUGAGAAGAACCUCCAGAGCAUAAACUACAGAGUCACAGUCUCUAGAUUUGGUGUAGCGCUUCCUGCCCCCGCCUCCCCUCCCCGCCCCGUGGUCGGUCCUCUAUUGAAACACCUCGCCCAGGCUAGCGCACUGCGAGCUCGCAUUUCCCCCCCUUGCUCGGAAUGGUGUCACGGGAGGCUGCAGCCCCGCUCCGCUUCCAAAGGUUGUGUUGACGUUCCUUUCAGCUGGUCCUCUAGCCCCCGUCCUCAGGAAGGUCUCCCCAGUGAAGGGACGUAAACGGCACUGGACACAGCUAUACUGGGGGAUGCUCAAGCCAACUAUGAAGUUGAAACAAAGGAAAUGAUCACCUGAAGACACCUCUUCUGCUAAGCAUCACCCCCAAAGGAUGCAAUUUCAGGCAAUAGAGCUCCCAGAAUACGAGGCAAUCUUUUCAAGAAACAGAAAAAACUUCCCAGUGACAUCUAGAUUUCUAAGGAGCCAAGGACUUCCCCUUCCUCAUGUGUAUUCCUCUGUUUGUGUUUUAAUUCAGUGGGACACUCAUUUCUAAAAUAUCUCCCCGGUAUGGAUAUGCUUAUUAAUGCACCAAUUUUUAAAAUAGAAAAUUGCACAAAUGUGUUCAUGUUUUAAGGAACAAAAUUAAUGCUAUAAGUAGGUUGAUUUCUAGCCCACAGACGGUUUGAUCUGAAGAGUGACUUAAAGGAAUAUAAAGUACUUUUGAAAUAACAAGGUAGUCAGAGGCAACCCAAAGGCUAAAAUAACGGUGGAAACUCAUAAGGCAGCUGAAAAAUACCACCGUAUCCCACCUGACACCAACCAAUUAAUUAUUCUUUUAAUCAAGCAAGAUAGGUUCCAAAGACAUGGUCAUUACUUCUAAAGAGUGUAAAUCCAGUUCUACAGUGAUACAUAAACUUUUGAAAAGAUCGUAACAAAUCAGGUCUAUAGAUGUUAAGACCACAACGAAACAAAAGAUAUAAAGAAAGAGCUUGGAGGAAGUCACCAUUAUCUGGCAAAACUAGUCUGUUUAGGGAACAGAGUUCCCAAAGGAGGAAAAUAAAAGAUGAAUCUUAAAGAAUGUUGAAGAUUUAGGCGCACCUGUCUGCUCAGUUGGUAGAGCGGGUGACUCUUAAUCUCAGGAUUGUGAGUGUAAGCCCCACAUUGGGCAUGGAGCCUAUUUACAAAAAAGAAGAAGAAGAAGAAGAAUAUUAAAGAUUCAGAUAAAUGGAAAGGAAAGAAAAAAAUAGAAUCCUUUAAAUGAAUGCAAUAUUAUGAGCAAAGCCAUAGAAGAAGGAAUCUAUGUGGUGAGUUUAGGGAAUUAUGACUAUACAUGUCUAGUUGACUUUCAGUGCCAGUGUAAAUAUGCAUAUACAGUAAGGACUUCACACCACACCUCCUCUCUCUCACCCUGAGUGUCACCUAGAAUCAUCAUCAGAUUUAUUUACCAUUAAAGCAAGUGACAGUGAUUGGUGGUAAUAUGAGAACUUAUGAUUUUUCUGUUAACUCAAUAAUAGUUGGUAUUUUUGGAGUUCUUACUGUAUGUUAAGCAUUUUACGUAUGAACUCACUUAAGCCUGCAACUCAGAACAACCCUGCAAAAUAGGUAUUAUUAUCCUUGUUUAAAAGAUAAGGUUUAAGGAGGUCAAGUAACUAGCCAAACUGCCAUAUACAGGGUUCUCAUUCAGAACAGUGAUUGCAAAACUCAUGAUCUAAAGCACUGAGUCACAAUAUUGUGAUCAAUGUUGCAGUAUUACCACUUGAAUAUUACUUGAUCGUUUUUUAUGGUAAACAAAUAGCUACAUUAUUCAGUUAUCCUGUCAGUUUUUUCCAGUUUUCUGCUCAAAUCAUGUUAGAAUGAUGGAAAGAAUUUUCAUGAUAGAAAAUUGAAAGAAUUGGAAAAUAGAGCUUAUUGGCACUUCUGGCUUUUGUUUUGGCUUUUACUUUUUUUUUUUUUUUUUUUUUUUUACUAGAUGUUAAGUAAAUUGUUCUUUGUGUUCUGCAGAAAAUCUCAAAUUCUUGAGAAUUAUCAAGGGGGGGGCACUUAAAGGUCAUCUGUUGUGAUGUGCUUUUCUACAGAUGACAGAUCAAAGUUAGAGCGACUUACAGAAGAUCACACAUUUGCGUUUGGCAGGGCUAAACCAGAAACCAGGCUGUCCAGUUUCCUCUCAGAGGCUCUUAAAGUAUGCCACGCUGCCUAAAUGAAGGAUGAACUUGAGUUUGAUCAAGGAAAGCAUUCUCUCUGGGUGAUAAAGGAGCACCGCACUUAGUAGAUUACUUCAAUUUUGCAUCUCUUUGGCUUCCCACCUCAACAUGAAAAAAAGCCAGUUAUGAACUAGCAUCUUUUGACGUAGCAACUGUCAAUGAUCCAUCCCCAGAGAACAUUAAUGGCUCAAGUUAUGUGUAUAAUGUCUUCAAUGAUAUCCUUAAGUUAUUUGGAAUUCUUAGCUCACCUAAACAAACCAGAUCUUCUAAUGAGCAUUUUCUUACCCAAUUUCAUGCACAGUAUGUAUUCCUAAGUGCUUCCGCAUGAAUAUUUAUACGUGACUGUUUCAAUAGUCCUUAUGUUUUUGAAAAAUAUCGAUGGUUAUUUGCUAUUUUAAUCCUCACUUAUCCUUGUAACUAACUCAAGGAUACUUCAGCCCUAAAAAGCUAGAAUUGAGGAAAUAUCACUCUUCUCUACCAGCUCUUUUGCAUUUAGUUGGCAUUUAGUAAUGAUUAAUAAAGUGGUCAGCUGAAUAACACAGAGGUUCAGUGGGCAAUUCCAUCUUGAAGGGGUCAGUUAAGCUGGGUCUACUUAAGGACAAACAUGUAGGUGUUUGGAAGUACCUGCAUAUUUGACUGUUGUAAAUUUCCACGUAAAAAUCUGGCAUUGUCUGACAUAGACCUUGUGGCUUGGGUCAUCCUGUUUUCAAAAUGAUGAUUAUUGGACACAUCUCGCACAGUUCUCAUUAAGUGAGUUCAUAAAUAAGCAGGUUUGUUUGUUUGUUUGUUUGUUUUUAAAGAGUAGCCAAGCACAAGAUGUGACUUUGUUGACAUUUUAUGAGACUUUGUCAUUUGUCCCUUGAAUCCCCAAUAAAAACAAUGUUGUAUCAACUGUGAA
Molecule: messenger RNA, 17860 nt
Organism: Mustela lutreola (European mink)
Lineage: Eukaryota; Metazoa; Chordata; Mammalia; Carnivora; Mustelidae
Gene: BLID
Product: BH3-like motif containing, cell death inducer
Source: RefSeq, a predicted model, not a curated record